UAUUUAUUAUUUUAGUUAAAAUACAAAAAAAAAAAAAAAAUGUUCUCAAAUCUUUCAUUCAAAGACCGACAAUAUAUAUUAAAAGAAUUUCCAGAACUUUCGCCAAAUUUAAUAAAACGUUAUGAAAAAACUUUUACUAGAUAUGACACGGACAACGAUGGAUAUUUAGAUGUCGAAGACCUCAAAGGUAUGAUGAUGGUACGUGGUGUUCCAUGGACUCACUCAGCGAUUAUACGGCUUAUUAGAGACGCAGAUGAAGAUGGUGAUGGAAAACUAAGUUUUCGCGAGUUUCUGAUAACGCAACGCAAAAACGUGGAAUGGGCUCGCCGAGUAUUAUGCGCCCUACCUGAAAUCGACGUCGGCCGUGUGGGCGUCAAAGGGGCUAAGAAAUACUUUGAAGCUAAACAACCGUUGCCCGUAGCAGCAAACCACAAAAACGUGUAAUAUUAAAAGAAAAACAGAUAAUCAUUGCACAUAAUUAGUAAUAUAACAUAAUAAAAUGUCUCAAGGUAAUACAAUUUUACAAUAACUUUUUUUUUUUUUUUGAUUAUUCAUUAUAAAAUAAUAUCUUAACUACUAUUUACUAUGUCAU
This is a messenger RNA of Melanaphis sacchari, 592 nucleotides long. Its product is annotated as EF-hand domain-containing protein D2 homolog. Gene Ontology annotation, molecular function: calcium ion binding. The record is from RefSeq and is a predicted model, not a curated record. The transcript is spliced from 3 exons. The coding region runs from base 40 to 444 and encodes 134 amino acids. NCBI's taxonomy places the organism in Eukaryota, Metazoa, Arthropoda, Insecta, Hemiptera, Aphididae.